CCUCUCCUCCUGCAGCAGCAGCAGCAGCGGCAGUAUUAUGAUCCAGCUCUUCCACUCUGGAUCACUGCACUUCAGUGUGUGGCGGAUUAAAUAAAGGCGUCAGUUCCUGAGAGGGACUGCUCUCUCUCUCUCUCUCUCUCUCUGUGUGUCACUAGGGUCGGACACUUCACCUCUCCUCGCAGCCUCUGUCACUCUUGGUUAGAGGGGUUUCCCCCCUCAGUGUUCAGCCUCCAGCUCACCUGCUCUCUCUCACCCUCCACCAUGCGCCCCCGCUCUGCGCUCCGCUGGUUCACCUGCCUCCUCUUCCUUCCCUCUAUUUUCUCCUCCUCUCGUCCCCAGUGGAUGCUCCAGCGUGUCCCUGUGGUCCUCCCACAGAACACGGAGUCCCGGCCCGCCCCUCACUUCCUGUCGCCGGCCCGCCUGGACGUCGCCUCGCCGUGUGACCCGGAGUGCCACAGGAGAGCGCCACAGCCCAGCUACUGGGACCUGCGGGGUCUUCUGGCCUAUGAGACGCUCCACUCUGACGGUCAACUCACUGAGACCGCCAUUGAGAUCUACGGCUACAAGUCCAGCUCCAACACGAGUCCGGCGUACUCGCAGGGGUCGCCUGUGAGCACCGAGCGGUCACAUGUCAGGAGGAAGCGGCAGAUCUUUGGGCACGACGGGCGGUUUAGCAUCGCCGGACAGAACCACCUGCUGAAAUAUCCCUUCUCUGUGGCUGUGAAGCUGUCCACUGGGUGUUCUGGUACACUGGUGGGUGACCAACAUGUCCUCACAGCCGCUCACUGCGUUCACGACGGCAAAAACUACGUGAAAGGAGCCCAGAAGCUCCGGGUUGGAUUUUUAAAGCCAAAGCAUCGAGACUCGCAGACUUCCUCGAUUUACUUCAAACCCUCCAACUUCACCAAUCACUUCGAAGGUCGCUCCGCUCUCUACGAGCCACCGACCAACGACAGGAUGAAGUUCCAGUGGAUCAGAGCCAAGCGUACCCACGUUCCAAAGGGAUGGAUUAAAGGGAACGCCAACGACAUCGGAAUGGACUACGACUACGCUUUGCUCGAACUCAAGAAGCCCCACAAACGCCGCCACAUGAAGUUAGGAGUCAGCCCCCCAGCUCAGAGGCUGCCCGGUCAUCGCGUCCACUUCUCCGGGUACGAUAACGACCGCCCGGGUCAGCUGGUGUAUCGCUUCUGUCAGGCUGGCGAGGAGACGUCGGACCUGCUCUACCAGCACUGUGACGCUCAGCCCGGAGCCAGCGGCUCGGGGGUCUACGCCCGCAUGUGGGAUAGGCGGCGCCGGCGCUGGGAGAGGAAGGUGAUCGGCGUGUUUUCCGGGCACCAGUGGGUGGAGCGACAGGGGGCGUCUCAGGAAUUUAACGUCGCCGUGAGAAUCACGCCUCUCAAAUACGCUCAGAUUUGCUACUGGAUAAAAGGGAACUUUGUGGACUGCAGAGAAGGCUGAGGACGAGGACCGAUCUGUCCUCACUCCUUAUAGCACUGACAUAAUGUAAAUAUCUAAUUAUUGUUUGUUUCCAACAUCAGUGAUGCAAAGACAGACGAAAAUCCACUAACAAACACGUCAUUACAGUAUUUAAUCGCAUCAUUCCAGAUGUUUUGCGUCUCCAGACACAUUUUUAACAGUGUGUUCCAUUUGUACUGGGAACUCGGAGGUUCAGCGAACGUAGAUUGCCAGUUCGGAAACUCACCAACCCCGACAAGGGAUUCCAAGAUGGCUGCCACCAAACGACCCCUGCUACUUUUACUGCUAAUAUCACUCCUGUCGCAUUUGUUUCACGGUAAAACCGGUCGUACACGUAGUACUGUUUCAUUUGUAUCCGUAGACAUGUCGCUACUACACAAAAUACCGCGUAGAGCGUUGUUAUCAACUGGUAUCGCCGUUAGCGGCUAACAGCGGCUAGCCUGAGCUACGGUCGUGUUUCUGACUUCUCAACUGGAACGUGUUGAACUUGAGGGGGCGACGUCACUCCUAGUUCGGAAUUCCACUGUAAAUGGAAUGCAGCAUAAGCGUGAAAAUGUUGUUAUAUUGUUGUUGAAGGUCCAGUGUGUAAGAUUUAGUGAGAAUUAGCGACAGCUAAUGGGGAAACUACGUUGGCCUUCACAUGCCAGAAAAGAUUUAGUUCAUUAAAAAGAUUUGUUCACAGAAUCUCGUUCAGUACUUCCGUCUUGGUUUUCCUUCGUCUUUAAAAUGUGACACGCACCACCGCUGUAGAAACACGGUGGCACAAGACAUCCGAGCUGCAGCUCACAAUUAUUUUCUCGAUUAAUCGUUCGGUCCGUAAAAUAUCAGUAAUAUCAGUUAAAAAAAUGUCGAUCAGUGUUUGUCAAACUCGGAAGUGAGGAUGUUCUCAAAUGUCUUGUUUUUGUCCACAAACCAAAAUCAUUCACUUUUAAUUGUUUCUUUGGAGCAAAGAAACCAGAGAAUAUUCACAUUUCAGAAGCUAAACAAUCAGAAAUCUUGACAAUUAAUUUAGUAAUUGAUAAAUAAUCAAUUAAUACAGUCAUUGUACAAAGGUUUAUUCUAAGGCUAGGAAAACCAAAUAAAUUUGAUUUUAUGUCAAUUAUACACCAACACAAACAUACCGAUGGUUAGUCAUUUUCUUUGACGAUAUUAGAUAGGAUGGUAGAGUGUGAAUAUAUUCAAUUUCUGUCAAUAAAUCCUCAUAAAGGUUACACACUCGACCUGUAUGUGGGCAAACAUUUACGUCAGGAGGUUUUUAUUUAUCUGAACAGCAAAGAACACGUUGGGAUUUCUGUUUGUUUUUGGAGUGAAGGCUAAAUAGAAGAGCAGGGGGAGGCUUUUCACUGCAAUGCCUGUUUUUUUUUUUUGUGUCUUGAGCUAACACUAAAGAUUGCACUGUUUCAGAUUUGUUUCUACUGAUUCAUGUUGAUGAAUGUACAAAGUCAGCUACCAAAGAUGCCAAAACUCUCAUGUCUCUCCUCUCAGUGGACACAGAGUUUUGGAGGAACAUUGGAUUUGUCACAGAUUGAUGUUUAACGACUGUACUUCACUCCUGCCAAGGCUGCAAGUAACAACACAUGUUUAUUGUACACGCAUAUUUAACGUUAGUGCUGAGCUCCCCCUGGUGAUGAAGACUGAGCAUUACAGGUCUACUUUCCAGCAACUUGGCCUCAGCCUACAUGAGCACUUUCUUCGUCCCCCUCACUUUUGUGACAGUGUAUGGUUUGUUUUUCUGACAACAAAUCUAAUGAAAUAUA
Messenger RNA from Solea solea (common sole), 3236 nucleotides. Its product is annotated as serine protease 23-like. Gene Ontology annotation, biological process: proteolysis. Gene Ontology annotation, molecular function: serine-type endopeptidase activity. The record is from RefSeq and is a predicted model, not a curated record. Lineage: Eukaryota; Metazoa; Chordata; Actinopteri; Pleuronectiformes; Soleidae. The transcript is spliced from 2 exons. Bases 262 to 1461 code for a protein of 399 amino acids.